Molecule: messenger RNA, 1677 nt
Organism: Neofelis nebulosa (Clouded leopard)
Lineage: Eukaryota; Metazoa; Chordata; Mammalia; Carnivora; Felidae
Gene: PANX1
Product: pannexin 1
Exons: 5
Coding region: 234-1517 (427 amino acids)
Biological process (GO): positive regulation of interleukin-1 production; monoatomic cation transport
Molecular function (GO): channel activity
Source: RefSeq, a predicted model, not a curated record
CGCACGGCGCGAGCUGCGGCGGCGGCGCUGUGGCUCUCUGGGAGCCGGGCGCCUGCAGACACAAAGGCUGGUGGGUUGUAUGAGCAACCGGGGAGCCGGCAAAGGGAAAGCGAAAGCCGGGGGCGCGGCAGGUGACGGUGAAGGCGCCGCGCAGUCCUCCGAACCCUCCAGACGUCGGCGGUACCGGCGCCUGCACUCCUGCGCCAGUGGGGCCGAACCCGCGCGCCUCAGCCAUGGCUAUCGCCCACCUGGCCACCGAGUACGUGUUCUCGGACUUCUUGCUGAAGGAGCCCUCGGAGCCCAAGUUCAAGGGGCUGCGGCUGGAGCUGGCAGUGGAUAAAAUGGUCACGUGCAUCGCGGUGGGGCUGCCCCUGCUGCUCAUUUCGCUGGCCUUCGCGCAGGAAAUCUCGAUCGGUACCCAGAUAAGCUGUUUCUCCCCAAGUUCCUUCUCCUGGCGUCAGGCUGCCUUUGUGGAUUCUUACUGUUGGGCUGCCGUUCAGCAGAAGGACUCCUUGCAGGGCGAUUCCGGACACCUUCCACUGUGGCUGCAUAAGUUUUUCCCCUACAUCCUGCUCCUGGUCGCCAUCCUCCUGUACCUGCCCUCCCUGUUCUGGCGUUUUGCAGCAGCUCCUCAUCUUUGCUCAGAUUUGAAGUUUAUCAUGGAAGAACUUGACAAAGUAUACAACCGCUCCAUUAAAGCCGCAAAGAGCGUGUGUGAUCAGGACAUGAGAGAUGGUGCUGGCCCAGUUCUGGGUGUUAAUGAGAACACAGGACAAAGUUUGUGGGAGAUAUCUGAAAGCCACUUCAAGUACCCAAUUGUGGAGCAGUACUUGAAGACGAAGAAACACUGUAACAAUUUGAUCGUCAAGUACGUCAGCUGCCGGUUGCUGACCCUCAGCAUAAUACUGUUAGCGUGCAUCUACCUGGGCUAUUACUUCAGCCUCUCCUCCCUCUCAGAUGAGUUUGUCUGCAGCAUCAAGUCGGGGAUCCUGAGAAAUGACACCACCAUCCCCGAUCGGUUUCAGUGCAAGCUCGUCGCCGUCGGCAUCUUCCAGCUGCUCAGCUUUAUCAACCUCAUGGUGUACAUCCUGUUGGCUCCCGUGGUUGUCUACACGCUCUGUGUUCCGUCCCGACAGAAGACGGACAUUCUCAAAGUGUACGAAAUCCUGCCCACUUUCGAAGUCCUGCGUUUCAAGUCUGAAGGGUACAACGACCUGAGUCUCUACAAUCUUUUCCUGGAGGAGAACAUAAGUGAGCUCAAGUCCUACAAGUGUCUGAAGGUGCUGGAGAACAUCAAAAGCAGCAGCCAGGGUGUCGACCCAAUGCUUCUCCUCACGAACCUUGGCCUGAUCAAGAUGGACGUUGUCGACGGCAGAGGACCCGAGACUGUGGAGAUGAUGGCACAGGAGGAGGAGGACCCGACAGCAGAGCUCAAAGAUUUGAAUGCACCCAGUGAAACUAAAGUAAGCAAUGGAGGGAAGGAUGCUCGGCAGAGACUUCUGGAUUCUUCUUGCUGAAGGUUUUUUCCUUUCAACUUGAGAUCGGUGACUUCUGUGAGGUGGGAUUUGUAACGGCUGAAGCACUCGGUCGGGUUUCCAGCUGGUUUGCAGCCAGUGCUUCUUGGUAGAGACACUGAGCGUGUCUUAUCGAGUCCCUGAUGGAAAUUACGGUCAAGUU